AUAUGAAGUUGUUUUGAUAAAUAUUAAAAUUCGAUAUAAAAUUUGUGGUGUAGAAAAAAAUUAAAAAAAUAAAAAAAUGCAUAAAGUUUCAAGGAGUUCCAAAUGUUGUCCUACAUUUGAUCAUUUGCCCGAAAAUAUAAGUUGUUUUCUACCGGACAUAUAUAAGAGUUGGCAUCGGCUAGUGGCACGCCAUAAGCAUAUGUUUACGAAACGUAAACGUUUACUUAAAAUCGCUCAGCAUAAUCGGCCCAUCAAAGGUCGAUUUAUACCCCAAUGUCCUUGUAAAUAUAAAAAACCCAUUGAAUUUGUUCGCGUUGUGCGCAUACGAACACGCACAGAACAAUUGGCUUUACCAGCAGUGCGGAGACUACUUUUAUUUAAAGAAACAGUUAAGGACUGGUUUGAACCCCUGCGAAUAUUGGGCAUAAAUCGCUUAAUUCGUCUGAACUUACUGUCUGUAUAUAGUCGCCUGGCUAACAUACAACCGCCACAGAAAAAAGUGCCAAUACAGAAAUGGGAUGAGGCUGAAUGGAAAAAACACACAAAAUAUCUGAAAAAGUUGGCGAAACCCAAAAAAGAGCCAAAGCAACCGAAACUGCCUGUGCAAAGAAUGGAACUCGAAAAGAUGAGCCGAUUCAAGGUUCUUGCUUUACCCAAGACGCUUGAAGAACCGGCUAAAGAGCCUUGGACACUAACACCAGCCAUGAAGUCGUAUGAGCCGUCGGAAAAUAUAAAGAAAAUGGCACAACCAACAGCGCAUGAUGACUCCGCACUUAUUCAAAGCUUGCCAGUGCCUAUUAAUCCUACAGCUUUAACUUACAAAGCCACCAAACGCACUAAGGAGUUAGCUACAGCACGCGAGAAAGGAGUGGGAGAAUCGGACCUAAAGGAGAAUCCAUUCUCUAUAUCUCCGAAUGCACUUAAGGCACGCCCCACCGCUCGCAUUAAAGAGUUGGCUGAGCCAAAAGAGUACGAAAAUACACAUAUACGUGAAAAUCCCUUUGCAAUUUCUCCAGCCGCGCUUAAAGCCAAAGCAUCGCCAAGAAUUAUUGAACUGGCAAAACCCAAAGGCAGUUAAUAUAACGUUUCUUUGUUGUUUAAAAUUUUUCGUUAAAUUUAAAUUAUUUGUGAUUGUAGUUACAAUUUUUUAUAAAAAUGCAUAAUACA
Molecule: messenger RNA, 1167 nt
Organism: Bactrocera oleae (olive fruit fly)
Lineage: Eukaryota; Metazoa; Arthropoda; Insecta; Diptera; Tephritidae
Product: Testicular haploid expressed gene
Source: RefSeq, a predicted model, not a curated record